This is a messenger RNA of Guillardia theta CCMP2712, 807 nucleotides long. RefSeq lists its product as hypothetical. The transcript is spliced from 9 exons. The coding region runs from base 1 to 807 and encodes 268 amino acids. The record is from RefSeq and is a predicted model, not a curated record. Lineage: Eukaryota; Cryptophyceae; Pyrenomonadales; Geminigeraceae.
AUGAUCCCCGGCAAGAUGGUCUCUAACGCAAAGUGUGUUUUCUUCGUCGUUUGUGCAACGAUUACUCUUGCAUCGAUCAGCUCUGUGAACGCAUACCAGAAGAGUAGUGGUUCGCAAUGCAGCAGGACCCUGAACAGAAACAACUUGCAUCUGAGAGGAGGAGCAUCAAAGAAAAAGAAUGCAGAAGAUGAUAAGUACAAGGAUAUUCAAGCGCCUAAGCGUGCCUUGUCCGCAUACAUGCUUUACGCGAAUGAAGUGAGGGCAGACAUCGUAAAGAAAAAUCCUGAAAUGAAGAUGACAGAGAUUUCAAAAGUAAUCGGUGACAAGUGGAAAGUUUUGAGUGCGGAUGGAAAGAAGAAGUUCGAAAAUGAGGCUGCGAAACUCAAAUCAGAAUAUGAGAAGGAGAAGGCAGAAUACGAGGCCAAGGUCCCAGAAGAAGUUCGGAAAGAAAGGACAGAGAAAGCCAAGAAGAAGAAAGAAGGAAAACCCGCCAAGGAUCCGAACGCACCAAAACGGCCACUGUCAGCUUUCAUGAUUUAUUCCAACCAGGCAAUAUCUCAUCAGGUCCGAGAUAAGAUCAAGAGUGCCAACCCUGAAUUGACCUUUGCUGAGAUGGGCAAGAAGGUUUAUGAAAAGGAAGCAGCUAAGCUGAAGGAGAAAUAUGCCGAAGAAAGGGCCAAGUAUGAUGCAGACAAGCCUGAGGCGCCAGUGAAGGAGAAAACUUUGAAAAAAUCGAAGACAUCAAGCAGCAAGAGUGCAAAACCAGAGAAACCAGAGAAGGCGUCCAAGAAAGCCAAGUCUCAAUAA